This is a messenger RNA of Cavia porcellus (domestic guinea pig), 939 nucleotides long. RefSeq names its product olfactory receptor 8D4. The coding region runs from base 1 to 939 and encodes 312 amino acids. The record is from RefSeq and is a predicted model, not a curated record. Gene Ontology annotation, biological process: G protein-coupled receptor signaling pathway; sensory perception of smell. Lineage: Eukaryota; Metazoa; Chordata; Mammalia; Rodentia; Caviidae. The transcript has a single exon. Gene Ontology annotation, cellular component: membrane. Gene Ontology annotation, molecular function: G protein-coupled receptor activity; olfactory receptor activity; odorant binding.
AUGGGUAUAGGAAAUCAUUCCACAGUGACUGUGUUUCUUCUUUUGGGAUUAACUGAACAGCCAGAGUUUCAGCUGCCCCUUUUCUACCUCUUCUUAGGGAUCUAUAUAGUAACCAUCGUGGGAAAUCUUGGCAUGAUCACAAUAAUUACACUGAAUUCUCAACUUCACACCCCCAUGUACUAUUUUCUCAGUAGUCUGUCAUUUUUAGAUUUCUGCUAUUCUUCUGUCAUUACCCCCAAAAUGCUGAUAGGGUUUUUAAGCAGGGAUAAAUCUGUCUCCUAUUCUGGAUGCAUGACUCAACUGUUUUUUUUCUGUAUUUUUGUUAUUUCUGAAUGCUACUUGCUUGCAGCCAUGGCCUAUGAUCGCUAUGUGGCCAUCUGCAGCCCCCUGCUCUACCAUGUCAUCAUGUCCCCGCAGGUUUGUUUUGUGCUGGUGGCUGUUGUCUUCUCCAUAGGCCUCGUUGAUGCUGUGAUUCAUGCAGGUUGUACACUGAGGUUGUCUUUCUGUGGGCCAAAUGUCAUUAAACAUUAUUUCUGUGACAUUGUUCCUCUAAUUAAACUCUCCUGUUCCAGAACUUACAUUGAUGAGCUUUUGAUUUUUAGCAUUGGUGGAUUUAACAUGGUAGCCACCAGCCUGACCAUAAUAGUUUCAUACGCCUUUAUUCUCACCAACAUCCUCUGCAUCCAUUCUAAAGAGGGAAGAUCCAAAGCAUUUAGCACUUGCAGCUCCCACCUAAUGGCUGUUAUUAUAUUUUAUGGGUCUUUGAUGUCUAUGUAUCUCAAACCUGCUUCCAGGAGUUCAGUCAUCCAGGAGAAAGUAUCCUCAGUGUUUUAUACUACUGUGAUUCCCAUGCUGAAUCCCUUGAUAUACAGUCUGAGGAACAAGGAAGUGAAAAAUGCACUCAUAAAGCUUUUAAGAAGAAAAGGAUCUUUGCAAUGA